CAGUAACUAUCAAGGCAAGCUAGUAGACAUAUUGGCACUGCGGAAUGGAUACUGCACUACGCGCCAGCCGAGCAUGGAGCAACCAGGCUCGAUAGCAGAAUCACUAAAUACGACAACAACGUCGGACAAUACGACAACAAAGUCAGUCAAUACGACAACAAAAGCCAGCGGUCCAACAUUGCAGACGAAGGGCAAGUCGAAAAACACGAUAACGGGAGAGGUGGUUUGGAAUACGAUCACCAAACGAAGUCCCGCGAAAGAUGAGCCAUAUCCGACAGAAGAUGGGCAAAAUCAGAAAAGCGAGCAAAGGGAAAGAGAGGGGCAGAGUGGCCCGUUGGCGGAGUUUCAGCGAACGGUGCAACAGCAACUGUGCAUGCAGCACUGUGCCAUUACACCACACGACGUCGCAUUGUUCUCGAUGGCAUGCCCUGGUCCAGGUGUGGUGAGUUUGUAUGAGAAACAGUUAGCAGGCGAGGAUGCAACCCGCCCCAAAAUGCGUGAACACGCCAGUGGAAGCGCACGCACUGAAGGGUAUUACACGUACUCGCGCAAGGAAAAGCAGGCCAACAUGGACCUUAUUCAUAUCCCUAAGAUGCGCGAAGCCGCCCGCAGAGCUAAUGCAGCACCGGGGUCGGUCAAAGGUUCACAGCGAGCACACCGUGCCAAGUCAAGGAACCACACGACGUUUGGGGAAGAGGCGAGCACGCAGCAGAUCAACGAUUUGGGCAAACGACACAAACGACUUAAAUUCGCAAAGUCACUAAUUCACAGUCAGGGCCUAUAUGCACUGGAGAACAUCCCGGCCAAUGACUUCGUGAUAGAGUAUCUGGGCGAAGUAGUGCGUGCACAAGUGGCGGAAACACGCGAGAAAGAGUACGAACGUAACGGUAUGGGAAGCAGUUAUCUGUUCCGAAUAGACGAUCAGAAUGUCAUCGACGCCACCACGCAGGGCAACAUGUCACGGUUCAUCAACCACCGCUGCGAUCCCAACUGUGUGGCAAAGAUCAUCAAAGUCACGGGACAGCAACGAAUCGCCAUCUACGCCAAGGACAACAUCGCAGUAGGGGAGGAGAUCACCUACAACUACAACUUCCCGGAGGAGGUAUAUGUGUAG
Sphaeroforma arctica JP610 is the source of this 1114-nucleotide messenger RNA. RefSeq lists its product as hypothetical. Gene Ontology annotation, molecular function: histone H3K4 methyltransferase activity; protein binding. NCBI's taxonomy places the organism in Eukaryota, Ichthyosporea, Ichthyophonida. The transcript is spliced from 7 exons. The record is from RefSeq and is a predicted model, not a curated record. Gene Ontology annotation, cellular component: Set1C/COMPASS complex. Bases 74 to 1114 code for a protein of 346 amino acids.